AUGGACAGCAGCUGGGGCUGGUUAGAACCCCGGUCGGACGAGUUAUGGGCGAGGCAGUUUGGCAACGGGUUUGGCGGCAACAACAAUAACGGCAACGACGAUGAUAGCAACAACAGCAAUAACGGAAAUGGGUUUAACAACAACGGGACUGGCAACGGCUUCAGGGGGUUUGGUGGACGAAACCAGACGAACACGAUUAUAAACCAGUUCAGAUUUCAGGCGGCGAAGUCGAUACGAACCUCGACCAUUAUCCUCUCUGUCUUCAACGUAGUUGCGGCAGCGGCGACGGCGGUGGGUAUCUUGUGGGACGGCUAUGCAACGGCGAAGAGGAACGACCCCAAGUACAAGUUUAGGACGUCAGCGUUCAACUGUGUGGGCCCGGCUGAAGCCUUCCCGCUCAUCUUGUCCUGUGGUAUCGUCAUCCAAGGCAUCGUUUUCGCCGUCGCUCAGUCGACUGGCCUUAGAAACGAACAGGUCUUGGGAUGUACCAUUGUUUCGCAGAUGAUGCUACCAGCCGUCUUCAUCGUUCCCUAUAUUCAGCUCAUCUUUGGCGUCGAGGUGGCCAUCCGAGCUUUCCGGCGAAGAAACCCGUUCCCGCCCCGAACCAAAUGGAACGUGAUCAUUUGCCUCGCGCUGGUUGGCACUCUACUGCUCGCCACUUAUCUUGUCACCCAUUUCAGGCGCCCUCCCAACUUCUGCUUCGCUUCGCUUUUCUGGUUCGUCCAGAUGUACGCCGAAGGCUGCUUUGCAGUCCUCACCAUCAUCGGCGCGGCUCUCCUCGCCGCCACUGUAGUCAUCUUUGUCAAGCUGCACAGGAAUGCAGGAAUUGAUCCCACGGAGAGAAUUGCCUCUUCCAGGAUGGUGUACUACCUCGCCGUAGGCUUCAUUUCGGCACUCUUAAUCGUUCCCUUCUUCUUUGUUCUUGCCUUCCAGAACAGAAGAGACCGGGGAGUUUUUAACGCCGCCCUACAGUUGUCCAUGGUCUCCUCUGUGGUCGCGAACGUGUCGGGCCUCAUGACGGGCGGCCUCCACCUCUUCUUGCGAUCCACCACGAUGUCGACCAUCGGUCCUCGCGAGAAGGAUGGCAAGUACGAAGAAGACCGAAGGAAGAGCUUCAAGAGGGGCAUCCGAGUGUGGACUUCGCGCGAAGACCCUGCACCCGGUCCGUCUGUGAAUGCGCCCACCGGCCUUCGGCGGAUGAAUACCAAUGACUCGUUUGCCAGCUCUAACGACGACCGUGACAGCUACUACGGCGACGAGAAGAAGGAGCCCUGGGAGGAAAGGAUCAACCCCUUCGAUCCCAUGCCGCACACGCCCAAGAACUCUUACUCUCUCUUCCCUAACAAUAACGCCAACCUCAAGGCCCCUACCCUCCUCCCAGCCACCACUUAUGACCCUAACAUCAAGGAGACAAUGGUGAGCAUCGACACGCUCAAGCCACCGGCGCCCAUCCAUGGCUUCCGCCACCGCCGGGACUCGUCUCUGGCAUCGCAUGCUACAGUGCAAAUCGGGCUCCGCCUAUCCAACAUGGAGGACAUGCCGCCUCUCAAUUCCAAAUAUUUCCAAGACUCUAAGAGCCAGAGGCCAAGCCCGUUGAGCAACGUGGCCAUGAGCUUCCAGCAUCCUAAUGAUCGUGAUGAUCGCGAUGACGACAGCGUCACCAUGUAUGUCGGUGACGGCAGCAUUGCAGACAACGAUGAUAGGAAGACUCUCUCGUCCACGCCUGAGCCGGAGAAGAGGACGGAUUGUACCCUCAGCCCGGCCGUGUACAAGCCACCCGAGAGCCCAAAGAAGGCCAAGGUCACUAGCCCCCGGGGCGUCGGCUUCACCCUCCCCCAGCAGAGGGGUCAGCUGAGCCCCCAAUCACCUUCCUCUGGGUCCCGGGAUCAGACCCCCGCCAAGAAGUCGGACUGGAUCUGA
Messenger RNA from Parascedosporium putredinis, 1920 nucleotides. The record is from the annotation of a GenBank genome assembly. NCBI's taxonomy places the organism in Eukaryota, Fungi, Ascomycota, Sordariomycetes, Microascales, Microascaceae.